Phascolarctos cinereus (koala) is the source of this 3084-nucleotide messenger RNA. It is a transcript of the gene TTC38, whose product is annotated as tetratricopeptide repeat domain 38. NCBI's taxonomy places the organism in Eukaryota, Metazoa, Chordata, Mammalia, Diprotodontia, Phascolarctidae. The record is from RefSeq and is a predicted model, not a curated record. Gene Ontology annotation, molecular function: protein binding.
CCGACUCAGCCCCGCCCCCUGGCUCUCCUGGUUGCAGGACUCGCCAUGACCUCGCUGGCCCCGCUCCGAGACUGCCAGGCUUGGAAGGAUGCAGGCCUGCCGCUCUCCACCACCAGUAAUGAGGCCUGCAAGCUCUUUGACGCUUCCCUGACCCAGUAUGUGACCUGGACCAAUGAAAAGAGUCUCGGCGGCCUGGAAGGAUGCUUUUCAAAAAUGAAGGCCGCGGAUCCGGCAUUUGUGAUGGGGCACGUCAUUGCCAAUGGCCUGAUGCUCAUUGGCACGGGGACCUCCGUGGUAUUGGAUCAAGCCCUUCGCCUCUCCAUGGAGACCAUGAUGGAGCUUUCCAGGAGACAGGCGCUGACUGAGCGUGAGAAGCUGCACGUAGCCGCCGUGGAGAUGUUUGCUAAGGGGUGCCUUCCAAAAGCUUGUACCUUGUGGGAACAGAUUCUCCAGGACUACCCCACCGACAUGCUGGCUCUGAAGUUUUCCCAUGAUACCUACUUUUACCUGGGCUACCAGCCCCAGAUGAGGGACUCGGUCGCUCGGAUUUUUCCAUACUGGACUCCCAGCAUUCCCCUCAGCAGCUACGUGAAAGGUAUUUAUUCUUUCGGGUUGGUGGAAACAAACCUCUAUAAUCAGGCGGAACAGCUAGCCAGAGAGGCUCUGUCCGUGAAUCCAACAGACGCCUGGUCAGUCCACACAAUGGCCCACAUCUAUGAGAUGAAAGCAGAGAUCAGGGACGGCCUGUCCUUCAUGCAGAGCUCCGAAUCCAACUGGAAGGACCGCGACAUGCUCGCCUGUCAUAACUAUUGGCACUGGGCCCUGUACCUGAUAGAAAAGGGUGAACACGAAGCGGCCUUGACGAUUUAUGAUGAGCACAUUGCACCCAGCCUUCUGUCGACUGGGUCGAUGCUAGACAUGGUGGACAGCUGCUCCAUGCUGUACAGACUUCAAAUGGAAGGCGUGCACGUGGGAAAUCGCUGGCAAGCCGUGCUCCCGGUGACCAAGCCCCAUUCCCGGGACCACAUCCUGCUCUUCAAUGAUGCUCACUUCCUCAUGUCCUUCCUGGGGGCCAAAGACCAUGAAACCGUCCAAGAGCUCCUGACCACCCUUCAGGAACUGAGCCAACACCCCGGUGAGAAUCAUCAGUACCAGCUGGCUCGGGAGGUGGGGCUACCCCUGUGCCAGGCCCUGGUGGAGGUGGAGAAUGGGGACCCGGACAGAGCGGUGGAGCUGUUGCUGCCUAUUCGGUACAAACUCGUGGACAUAGGCGGCAGCAAUGCCCAGAGGGACGUCUUCAAUCAGGUGCUGGUUCACGCGGCUCUGAAGUGUCAGCAGAAAUCCCACCGGAACCUGGCCAGGAGCCUCCUCAUGGAACGGGAUGCUCUGAAGCCCGGCUCCCCUUUGACCGAGCGCCUCAUCCGGAAAGCAUCAGCCCUGCAUCUCAUGGUGUAGAGCCUUGACUGGGGGAGUGGCCACCUCCUCCCUCCCCCAGAGGGAACCCCAGUCUCAUAACUGUCCAUCUGGAAGCACCUGGACCAGAAGCCAAACACCAGCCCCCAGCCCCUAGGAAAGGAAACCCCCCUCCACACACCCACGAGAAGCUGCACUGCCUCUCCACCAGAUACCCCCCAUGCCACCAAUCUUCCAUCUAAGAAGGGACACUCACUCUUAAGCUGUUUGAGAGCGGGUCAUCCCCCUGUGAAUUAUUGGCCCAGAUUGGUAAACCUCCAGACCCCAUCUGUUGUCAAGAAGGAAACUGAGGCUGGGAGAGAGGAAGGGCCUCCCUCAUGCUCCCAGUUAGCCAGUGUAGGACCCAAGCUGAGGCCCUUACCUUCCCUCUCCUGACCCAGCGCCACACUGGCCCCCCUGCCCCCAGUGUGCUACUCUGGGCCCCUCCUCUUCCCCUGGCUUGGUGUCAAGGGACUGGAAAUGUCAUUUUAUAACAAUGCUCAAUCAGACAUGACAAAGGAGUCAUGUGUGCUGCUCCCUCUGCCCCCAGCUCUCAAGACCCACCCAGGAGGUGGUCAUCUGGGCUGCAGGAGGGUCCGCAGCAGCCUGGGAGGCCUAGCCUUCAAGGUGGGGCCGUGAGGAUGGCGGCCAGAUUCACCAAGGAGAAUGCCCUCCUCACCUGGCCCCAAGACAGUCAGGUUUCUCCUCCACCACUAGGGCAUCCUGGCCAGCACGGGGGAAUGCCCCACCUCUUUGGCCGAGGUUUUUUCUUUAAUCGGCAACUUUUCCAGGAAAAAAAUAGUGAGCUUGACCUUGGGCAUGUCCCUCCCUGCUGUGAGCCUCAGUUUCCUUCUCAGUGAAAUGAGGCUCAGCACUCUCCAGCCACCUCCCUUGCAGGGUUAGCCGCGGAGCUGGGAGGACGCUGCUUUGUCAGCCACCCACGGAAGCCAAAAGAGCAAGUGAUAUCCAGCCAACCUCAUGGGUGCUCGCAUCUGAACAGUCAGGUCAGCUGUCAAGGUCUGUGACUUCAGCCCUCCGGGGGCCCAUGUGGGCACAGGCUGUGACCCUGGGAGAAAAUCCCUGUGGGCAUCUCUUCUCUGAGCCUCAGCUGACUGCUCUGUAAAAUGGGGCUGUUCAGAGCUGUGCUAGCUUCUCAGAGCUCAGUGAGCAGAGCACACCUCUCAUUCCAGCAGCUGCCCUGGGUGCCCCACUUGGGCAGCCAUGUGCAGAGGGAGCAAGGCCACCAGCUUCAUCUGUGGGGCCGUGGCCUCUCCCUUAGGGACCCUGCCACAACCUGCAGGGAUUGACCGCGCUCAAGGUUGGGGACCAUUGUCUGGUCAGCAUUGCCAACCGAUGGCGGUCACUUUUUCCCUUAGAAACUGCAUGAGAUCCCAUGGCUUCUCACACAUGAUUUCACGGUAAAUUUAACCAAGCCAUGAUUUUUCCUCAUUGGUGGGGGGGUGGGGGGUGGAUGGAGGUCAUGAGGUGGUUGCUGGGCUGUGGCCCUGUGGCUCCCAAACCCCAACCCUUGGGUGCGCGGGUAUCAAUCGGUAAGAAUCCAUUCUGUGACUGGAAAGCUGCCUCUGCCUUCUGAUUCAUCACUAAACUCUCUCCUGAUUAACACUCUGUAAA